Messenger RNA from Spodoptera litura, 7891 nucleotides. RefSeq names its product palmitoyltransferase ZDHHC3. Gene Ontology annotation, molecular function: palmitoyltransferase activity. NCBI's taxonomy places the organism in Eukaryota, Metazoa, Arthropoda, Insecta, Lepidoptera, Noctuidae. The record is from RefSeq and is a predicted model, not a curated record.
GUACGACGAUUACGGUGAUCGAGUGACUACUCUGACUUCGUUUCCUUUUAUUGAUUUUGAUAGACCUGAAAAUAAAACUAUUGCAUUCUUGACUUUGUAUUUAUAAAUUAAACUCUUGCAACUACUUGUUGAAGAAAGUGUUCUCAAGAGUAGGAAGAAGAGUUGAAAUAAAGAACGACUUGUUACCCUGACCCUCUGUCAAGUUGAGAGAUUCGCGAAUUUCGUCGAACGCUCUUCUAUAUUAUUGCGUUUGUUCUCAAUACCUAGUAUAAAUACAUUUCAGUCUAGUACUGAUUAUGACGAUCGAUUUCAGUGUUCUUCACGUAAACCUAGUUGAAGAACAUAUCAUUUAGCACCUAUCUCCGUAGGACGAUAACAAGAAAUCGUCGGCUUUUUGUGGUUGAAUGUAGCCAUUAAAGUCGUACUCUUGAAAUAACAAAAAGUUCAGUGCAGUUUUUCGUGAAGUUAUCUAUAAUUAGCAUACAAUUUGUUAAGGGUCAUCAAGAUUAAGGAGCAAAUAUCAGAUUUAUGUGGCAUCGGAUAAGGUGUAAUGGUGUAAAAUUGCUUACUAGACCUAAACAAGCAAACAAACAAACGGGACAAGCUAAAAAAAACUGUUUAAGAAUCUUGGAGUGUGCACACAGAAGUAGUGUCUCUUGUCAUAUUUUUACCUGAUAGAAGGGGUCGUAGAAACAAUCAAUGAUACGAGAAUUUUACGAUAGUUCGGAUGAAGAUGACAUGGAUAAACAGUAUCAGAUAGAUCAGGAAUGCUUGGUGACUCGGCCGGACUGCGACAUGCAUAACCGGUGCUGUGGUGGUAAAGCGUGGUGCAUCAGGGACAUUUGUGGUAUAAUUUGUGCAGUUUUAACAUGGCUCUUGAUACUGUAUGCGGAAUUCGUAGUGAUGAUGGUGAUGCUUCUGCCAGGCCUUUCCACAUACCCAGUGUAUAGUUACAUUAACAUAUUCAUAUUCCAAAGCCUGGCAUUCCUGGCGUUCGCUUCUCAUCUCAGGACUAUGUUUACCGAUCCCGGUGCCGUUCCUAAAGGCAAUGCGACAAAGGAAAUGAUAAAGCAGAUGAGUUUUCGAGAAGGUCAGGUGAUAUUCAAGUGCACCAAGUGCUGCAGUAUUAAGCCAGAACGAGCACAUCACUGCUCUGUCUGCCAGCGAUGCAUUAGAAAGAUGGACCACCACUGCCCUUGGGUUAACAACUGUGUCGGGGAGAAUAAUCAAAAAUAUUUCGUAUUAUUCACCUUUUACAUUGCGGCGAUAUCGAUCCACGCGGUGGGUCUCGCUGUGUACCAGUUCGUGACGUGCAUCCGACAUGAGUGGCGAGACUGCAGUGCCUACUCGCCGCCCGCCACCGUCGUAUUACUGCUGUUCCUGAUCGCGGAAGCAUUACUAUUCGCAAUUUUCACCGCCGUUAUGCUAGGCACUCAGUUACAUGCCAUAUGGAACGAUGAGACUGGCAUAGAGCAGUUGAAAAAGGAACAAGCUCGAUGGGUUCGCAAGUCUCGAUGGAAGAGUAUUCAGUCGGUAUUCGGCAGGUUCUCCAUCCUUUGGUUCUCACCAUUCACUCAGCCUUCACCCAAGACGAAAUUGGAAAGCUAUCUGUAUAGUGUUUAGUGUUUGUAUUCCAUAGACACGGAUGAGGAAGAUAUUGAGGAUACAUUAGAACAUUUGAGACAUCUGAAAGCGUUUUAACAUUAAACAUUGGUCUUACAUAACAGGUACUAUAGUUAUACCUAGUGACCUAACAAAGCUUGAGCUACUUGUAGUGUAUUGAAACUAAUUCAGAAAAGGUCAAAUGCCAUCAUAACGGAAUGUGAGAUAUUUCCAUAUUUAAUUCUCUGUAUAAAAAAUCGCGAACUAUAUUGCUUUUAGCAAUGUCUGAUGAUUAGUUCUUGAACUUUUCUGACUUUAGAUCAAUUUCCUUAAUGUUCUUCUCGUAUUUUCCUCAGCCGUGUCGUUUGUGGUAUAGUAUUAUCACCACAUCCACAUAUACAAACAUAGUAGUGUAACAUACAUCCACAAAUUCAUAUUCACAUCUCAAUGUAUUAUUAUUUGUAAUCAUUAUAGCUACUUAUCUUCAAAAGCAAUUGAAAUUGACGAAAUCCAGCAGUCAAAUGUUGGUCUUUGAAUGCACCAUAUAAUCUUGCCUUUGAGGCCAACAUCACAAUAUUCUUAUUGAUAUAAUUUAGUCACUCUCGUCUCACUAUGAUUGACUAUGACUGACAACGGAAUUUGUAGAGUAUAGAUAGUUAGGAAACCAAACGUCUGCAUUUACUAAUACUUAUUUAAUUGUUACAAAUAUUUAUCACAAAUGAUUAAUGAUAUAUAAAUUAUUCUGGUAUAGGUAAGGUUACGAAUAAAUAGUAACUGAAACAUUUACAGAUUUAUACAGAUUCGAAAUGAAAGCAUGUAGGCGUGUCGUAAGCUACGCACACAAAUCCCGUGUGGUCUCGUACGGAGUCACAUAAUAGUAAUAUUAAUAUUAGGCCUCGAUGUUGUACUAAAUUUUUUAAUAAAUAAUAUUAUUAUUUAUCAAGAUCAUCGUAGAUCUCUUUAAUAUAAUAAUGGUAUUAAGUUCUUGUGCUAUGAUAAAAGUUCAAAUCACAAAUUAUAUAUUAUUAUAGAUAAGUUAGCAAAUAUCUAUCUAUGCAAUAAAAUUAAUGCUUUAUCUUUCGUAAAGUAUUGCUUUUUGAAUGUAUCUUGUAACAAAGUUACUAUACGUGUUAGGUAUAGUGUAGGACCAAUGACAUGAUAGAUCUCUCCUAUGCUCAUCAUUGAUGAGUGUAUCUAUGACCUUGGUUUUGCCUGAAAUCAGAUAUUUGCCUUGACUACAGAAUAACACGAUAUUCUGUUGAGAAGUGCGUGCAGACUGGUCGUUGUUAAUUCCAUAAAGGUUUAAAAUGAAACUUUUGUUGUUGCGUAAUCAUGAUUAUUAUUAAUUUUAAAUUGAAUUGAUUGUGAUUGUAUUUAUUUCGUUGUAAUUAUUGCUUUCUUUAUGUUGUUAUUUACAUGUGAAGUUUAUUUCUUAAGUAUAGGUCGACUAAUGGCCGCGGGAACAAACAACUCGAUAGUUAUACAUAUUUUAGUUGGUGGUUUAAUGGCGGAGUAAUAUGAACGGUAGGUUGCAACGCUGUUGUGAUAUAUUAAGUGUAAUCUAAUUAACGUCUUUAAGUGAAAAUAUAAUUUUGCUUCAGUUUGAGCAAUAGUGGAUUUGUAUUAUCAGUCAGUGAUAGACUUAACUUGUUAUAACUAUUGAUAGGUCAGUUUUGGUGUAUAAAUUAUUUACACAAACGCUUAUCUUUUUGAUGCGUUUGUUGUUUUUUUUUGUAUUAUUUUGAUUCGUAUGUAGUUUAAUUAAGUUCGGCUGAACAGAGCAUUGAAAGCGAGAUGGGAGCGAAGAUAUCCUGAGGUUUUAUUAUAUGUAGUGCAUAUUUAUCAUUCUUCCUCAUAAAUCAUCCUGCAGUCAGUGUAAGAAUAUUAUUUACAAAGUAGUGUUUCAAUGCCAAGGUAUUGAGGCACCAUACUUUAUACCUAGUAAGUGUCGCAACUUUGUUGGUCUCCUCAUUAAAUUGAUAUUUUCAUUCAUAUGUCACGUUCCAUAUUUAUUCCAUGUUAGUUACACCUUACAUACAGUUUAUUAGCGACUGUAUAUUUAAUCUUUCGGGUGAUAGGUAAAUAUGCACUAUUUGUGUAGGACGAAGGGAUUAUCUAAUCUAUUGCUUGCUCCCGAGGCGCUUGCUCGCGUGUGUGACCGCCUUACGUUGCAGUAAAGCAGAUAUUUUAGCAAUAGCAAUACAUACACAGACCAUGAGUAGUUACUAGUUAUGCUUCUAACGACUGCAUAAUAAUUAGAUGUAAGCGUAUAUCGGUGAUUCUAUUAAGAACCGUUAACUUUGCAAUAAUUAAGUGCUGUUUACACGUAUUAUUUGUUAUUAUGUGUUAGCUAAGACCUUCGUUUUUGGGAAACAAAUCUUUGAUGGCUUUAAUGUUUUAAGUGUCAAGCUUAGAGCCGACAUAAGUUUAAAAAAUAUUUGUAAUUUCGCGGCAAACUUAGUUUGGUGUUACUGUGGUGAUUAUGUCAUCCUUAUUAGCUGUGUCCACAUCGGUCGAGCUUGUGGAGCGACCUUGUGAGUCAACUCUAUUUAUUUAGACGUGUCACAGUUCUACUCAGACGCAUAUUUGUGCUCUGAUGGACUUACAUAUUAGGUUGUAAUUGCUUGCAACUUUGUUUGCAAGUAUCAAGUACCUAAAGUAGCCACAACUUCCUCUAAUUAAAUGAGCCCGAGCGCUGUGUUCACUAUAUACAUUUGUAGCCUCUUGACAGUUUUAGAUACUAUCAAUACUAGUAUCUCUAUCCUGCAAUCUCUUCCUAGGUUACUAUCAUCUUAGGAAGUUCGGACUCCUUAUAAGUAACACCAAAUCUCUAAAUUAAAAUUAAUAAAAUAUCUAAAAGCAAAAAAUGAAAUUCAGAAUACGCCAACCGGAGCCGUACAAAUCCACGAUAUUACAAACAUAUCAUAUCAGAAUAUUUGUUGCAUAACGCGAAUAUUUUGUGAUACUUUCUGUUAUAUACUUAGUCGUUUUGAAGCAAUAUUGACGUCUAUAUGUAGUUUGCUAGUAGGUGAUAGUAUAAAGGUUAGUAACUAUGCUCACUCCGGAUGGCUUACGUGAAUUGGUAUUGUGCUUAGCUUCAUUAUCGGCUUAUUAUAUAUUGCGGAAUUUGUAGAAAUUCUGGACUAUAUUUUUAGAAGACAAUGAGCGGACACAACACUAUAUUGAGCCUUAGAACGCGAAAGGAAAUGUACCUCAAUAAUAUACUAAAUACUAUUUCCAUAUAUUGAAUAUAAGCAGGCUAUCACCAUCAUUCUGUCACUAUAUAGUGAGCGUAGAAUAUAUUCAUGUAUACAUAUUUAUUGUGAUGAAGGUAUAUGUCACUUAAUCAGUCAUAUUUACUAUUUUUGCGGGUUUGUUACUAUUACUUACAAUUGUACUUCUUAAUUAAGCUUUCUAUUUCGUCGUUGCGUAACGUUUAAGACCUAUGUUACGUUAUCUACAUAACUUAUCAUAAUUAUUGGAAAAUAUUUUAGCUAUGUAAGUUUAAAUCUAUAUAUUUGAUGGAAAUAAAUAAUAUAAUUAAAUCUUAUAAGUAAUGCAGUUUGUAGCAAUAAUCCGAUAUAUUAUUUUGGAUAUUUUAACAAUGUUUUUGUAUUAGGUACUAUAUACACAUGUACUAUAAUCGUCAUUCUUAGUCAUAUGUGACCUGUAACAAAUAAUGCGCUGCCGAUACAAAGCGUACGCUGUGCGCUUGUAAGUGAUGAAACAUUAGUGAUUAAAGGUAAUGAAAUGUUAAGUCUCGACUCACGUUCUCAGGAUAGAAAAUAUUCUGCACUGAAAAUUGUGUCUUAUUUCCUAAAUGAUAGAGUAACACCAAGUUGUAGUUCGUUGUAGAUUUUUUCGUUAAAGAGCUAGAAUAGUAUAUACCUAUGUAAUAAUGUUUAUGGGAAGUUUCAGUGGGAAUCUGGUUUGCUUAGUGAACCGCAUGCCAAAGUAAGGUUGAUAUAUUUAAGUUAUAACGUGGCUUCGUUAGUGGCUUUAUUAUACAUAUCUUUGUAUUUGUCCAAUAGGGAUGAUUUAAUGGUUAAACAUUAAUAAUUUUGACUUGUAAUUAUCAUGUAGUUUCUGUGAAAUUAUUUGUCUAUAUAAAAUGUAAUCGAUAGUAGAAUCUUUUGUAAUAAUCUUGUGACUACAAUCAGCUUGCUAGAAGCUAGUUAUACUAUAUUUGACUUCAAUGUUUAUAAGUACAUUCUGAUGUGAUAAUUUGCCCCCGUUUUGUUCUGGACGAGAGCAAAGUGGAUUAUAUUAGCAAAAUGCAUAUUUUGUGCGUUCAAUUUUGAAAGCCACUUUCGUAGCUAGUUCAUAGGCUUCUGGUAAUUGAAUUGAAAUACGGUUCGUGUAAUAAGGCAUUGGUGUUAAUUUCAGUGAUAUUCUUUACGGAAGUAGUUAAAAGACAGGACCAGGCAAGCUUUAUAAAAACCUUUUGUUCAGUCACACUCUGGAAUCGAUUUUGACUAUAGAAUAAUAUAUGAAAUUAAUUCAUUGUGAAAAACACUUCAGUUAAGUAUAUCAAGUAAUAGUCUAUUUAAGAUAAACCUGUACUUGAUACUGUAACGUUUAAAAAUAUUACCAGGCGCAUCCAACAUGUGGCUGGUCUGAGUAAAUUGGUAAAUAUUAAAUAUGACAAUAUAUUCACUGAGAAAUUACGUUCAGGCCAUUAUCCAGACGACCAGGUACCGAUAUUUAAUUAGCCUAGUUGUAGUCGUAACUAUUUUCAUAUUAAUGUUCACGAUUUUAUCUAAUUAUUUAUGUCUUACUGAACAAAUAGUUUAGCUUAUUAGAUUAUAAUAUCAGUUUUACUUGAAGCGGGCUUGAAAUAACUUUGAGUGGAACAUUUUAAACCCCAGUUUCAUAUUUUUUGUAAUGUUUCAAGAUCGGUUUCGUGUACUCUAAAUACUUAAUUCUUUGUGAUGUUUUAAUAACACUAAUACUUAAAGUUCGGCUGCGAUUUCUCUAUGAUUAAGUGUAAUAGAAAGUCAGAAUAUCAUUCAUGAUAUUACGAUGUUUUAAGUAUAAUUAUAUUGCUAUAGUCAUUUGUCGCGAAUAUUGCAAUAUAUUAUAAUAUGUAACAGAAUACAAAAUCAACACUGUGCCUCUUUGAUUAGCUGACUCUAAGAAAGAACAGAUGAAAGUAGAUGUACAUUAUUUUUAUAGUAUAGUACUCCGUAGGUCACUAGUAAUCAAUCUCAUGUACACUUCAUGUACUCACAAUCAUAGCAUUAUCUUCUAAUACAUCAUAAUCAAACGUUGUGGAGGCUCUUGCACCAUACAUACAAACAAUGAUAUUUAAACUAGAUAUAAGGACUUGCGUUGUAUGGUUAUUUCAUAUAACUUUAGUUAUUGUAUUUACUCAAACUGAGUUCACACCCGUCGACCAUUUGUCCAGUAUUAAUAUUGUUUAUAACUAGUAAACAUAGGCAAUAGUAAGCACAGUGCAAGGAGGCCUAAAUAUUUAUUUAUGACUUGAUGCUUUCUAUCAUUAAGCUAUUACUACACUAAGCAUGAAAUACAUGAUAUAUUUUUUCGAUCGUAUUAAUUAUAUUUACGUAGAAAUGGGUAGGAUACAUUUCUCUUUGUAUAUACAUGUGAGGAUUUAUGUUGAUCAGUGCUUGAGACUGCUUCUAUGAAUUUCUACUGUAAUUACAGUCUAAUAGAACCUAUUCGAAACAUAAGGCAGCUGCCUCAACAGUACCUUCUGAUGUUCACGUCUAAAUUAUUAAAAUAUAACGUAGUAAUAGAUUUCAAUGGUGUCUACGUUGCAAGUCGACUCUACGCUACUUUUUCAAACUAAUAUACCCAAGCAACGUUCUUUUCAAAUGCCCCAAGUUCCAAUGAUUUUGCAGCCACGUUCUGUUUAUAAAUACUUUGUAUAAAAUAUUUCAAACAAUAUUUUUAUUGUGCUUAUAAUCAAUGUACUAUAAUGUAAUCGACAUUGUAAUCUUCUACAUACAAUUAAAAUUAUGUAGGUACCUAUUUUUGGAGCGCUAAAUAUAAUUGUCUAUAACGACUAGGUAUGUAAGCAAAUCACUUAAAUCUCCCUUAGUAAGUUGUAGACUGUAGACAUAUUAAUCUUAUCAUGAUAUACGUUUUUAAUUUUUUUUAAAGUGUUUUUUAUCAAGGUCUCCUUGACAUUAAAAUCAAAAUAUUUUUAUAAGUUACGCAACGUAAUGCGACAUAACUGAGUGUGCAAAAUCUAAGAGUAACUGCUGAAUCUCACUGUAGACUAAACAUCUUAUACAUUUAAUCGUUGCAUUCGGGUCAACGUUUU